CAGAGUCCCCCGUCCCACAUCGACGAGCCCGCUGCAUUCCGUUGCUCGUCGCGUCGAGAGACACCGACACGCACAUACAUAAGGUAUACACACGCCCACCACAGCUCCACCAUGACGCUCUCGUCGGGCUUCCAUAUGCCCGGCGCCUUCCACGCCGACGGCAUCCACCAGGGUCUCUUCCGUCCGCCCGUCUCGCCCGCCUCGAGCUCCGGAUAUCUCCCCACCGCCGCAAGGCCCGCCUCCGCCGUUGUCGACACCGCCUCUACGACCAAGCGCAAGCGACACCACCACCAACAUCACCAUCAUUAUAAUCACAACCCCCACCCCUCUACCCAAAAGGCCAGCGGCUGGCCCGAUCACGAUGACUCUCCCUCGACGCCCGCGAAGCCCCCGAGCGGCGUCCUGGCCCCCCCGGCCCCCAUCUUCACCCAUGCCCACCCGGGCGUCUACACGCUCGCCGGCGAGGUCGGCACGCCACAUGCCGGGCCCGACGACAGCAGCGUGCUUGGCGAGAGCAUGUACUCCGACUCCAACUACCGCAAAGCUCUCGGCUGCAAGCGACUUCGUGACGACGUCGACAUGAUCGAUCCGGGCGGCCCGAUGCCGCUCUUCAACCUUCCCACCGCGCCCGCCCAGUCACGUGGAUGGAGCAGUGUCGCUUUCAGCACCCUCGGUGGUGUCGUGGGUAAGGUCUGGGAGUUUUGUAAGGCAGGUGCCUUUAGGGGCUUUUAUGCCGGUGGCGGGACGGGGUACGACGUGCAGCCAGGAGACGAGCUCGCGCCCGAGACGCCGCGGUACUACGACGAUGAUAAAGUCACCGAUGAGCAGCGUGUGCCCGGGUACUUUCCCCAAGGCUUCGAGUAUCGCUACAACGAAGCGGCCGACGAUACAUAUACGGGCUACGAUAGCCGAGCGUCUACGCCUACUGGCCCGGCGGCGAAGCGGAGACAUAUGGGGUCGUCCGCAGACGAGCUGGGCAGAAAUUGGGUCAUGGUCAAGGAACCGCGACCCGGGCCAGAGACGUCGACGCCUCGCAAGCAAACCGCAAACCGACCACAGCCUCGAAACCGGAAUCAGGGUCCGGCCGCCACCACUGGCCGCCGGAUCGUGGCCAGCCCGCGCAACGCACCCAACGCUGGCGCCACGAACCCUGCCAUCUCGACGCCACGCCGAUACUCGAGCCGCCUGAGCUCCUCCACCGCCGCUUCCCCAUCCGCGCGUGAGCCGGCUCGGCCUGCUUCUUCGGCCUCGCUAGCAUCCUUUAGGUCUCCCGAGCCGGCCAAGGCGGCGAGCAGGGCCGUUCCCAACCCCGCAGGUACGGCGUCGCCAACCUCGCACGCUGCGGGCUCUCACUCUGGGCGGCGCUCCCUAAAUCAGUCGGUCGGGCACGCCUCGUUAUCGCAUCGUCGCACGCAUAGCAACGCGUCCACGGCGUCGAGCCGCGGCGGCAGAGAGCAGGACCCCAUCGAGGCGAGUCCUCGUCUCGAUGCCGAGGCCAAGAAGCUGGCGGCGCGGCGCAAGAUGGAGGAACGGGACGCGGAUGUGCGGAUUGCGGCCUUCAACAAGAGACUCCAGGACAUGAUCAGGCAGGGCAAAGAGGCGCUCGGCACGACAGUAGAAGUGGACGGCGGGGAUGGAGGGUGGGAGGACGAUGAUGACUGAUGGAUGAGCACUGAGAGGAUAGGCUGAUAUGACUUACGAUACCUCAUGCCAUGUUCUCUGG
This is a messenger RNA of Purpureocillium takamizusanense, 1723 nucleotides long. RefSeq lists its product as uncharacterized. NCBI's taxonomy places the organism in Eukaryota, Fungi, Ascomycota, Sordariomycetes, Hypocreales, Ophiocordycipitaceae. The coding region runs from base 112 to 1662 and encodes 516 amino acids. The record is from RefSeq and is a predicted model, not a curated record. The transcript has a single exon.